Molecule: messenger RNA, 906 nt
Organism: Naegleria lovaniensis
Lineage: Eukaryota; Heterolobosea; Eutetramitea; Acrasida; Naegleriidae
Exons: 2
Coding region: 1-906 (301 amino acids)
Source: RefSeq, a predicted model, not a curated record
AUGUAUUUCAAUUGCGUGGCUUGCAAAUUCCAACACACCCAACAACAAAUCUCUUCCAAGUCAGCCCUAACAUUGACUCAUAUUGUGACCCAUAUCCACGCUACGAUGUGUGAAUUUGUCUCUUUGAAUCAUGUUUCUCGUUUUUCAAAUGAAUGCAUGUUUUGGGACAAGUUUUUGCCAAACGUUGCACAAUACAAGGCUCAAUUGAAAAACAAAUAUCAACUCAAGGAAAAUCCUUAUCUCAAUGAAUUAUUGGGGAAGUGUUCUCAUGAAGAUCAAGAUGUCUUGAAUGAAGUGAAGAAGUACAUUACCCCUGAACUCGCUUAUGCCUUUCUUGGAGAGAAGGAAUUCUUUUCCAAAUUUUGGAUUCAAUCUUCAGACAAGAUCAGACAACUUGUCCAAAAAUUUGUAUUAAGAUACAUUUCCAAUAACCAUAUACCAAACUUGACCUCUCUCCAAUAUGCUGAACAAUUCGGGUUGGCCAAGGAAUUGAUUAAUUUUUGUCAAUUACAUGGUUUGGCAUGUAUGAAAUUUCCACAAUUAAUCACGUGCUCAGAAUCAGACUUGGAUUUUGACAAGCUGAAGAGGGUUAUUGCUUUUUUUGACAUCGAUAACCAAUUCAUUACACAAUUCCACUCUCUGUGUUUUUCCUUAAUUUAUGGUCGAGAAUGUUCACUGAAUGGCUCUCUUAAAAUGUGGAUUCGAAGAUGUGAAAUGUCUCACCUCGAGGAAAUGUCUCUUGUUAGAAUCUAUGAAGAGUUUGGUAAUGAUAAUCCCUUUUUCAUUCCUUCUCAAAUUGUGAAUGACAAGAAGGAAUUGGUGGCCAAAUGGGUGCCAGUAACUCUGAAUAAGGAAUUGAGAACAAAAAAUCUGGUCAAAUUGUCGGCAGGAUGGAGGGGGAAUUAG